Messenger RNA from Phodopus roborovskii (desert hamster), 576 nucleotides. Its product is annotated as interferon alpha-3-like. Lineage: Eukaryota; Metazoa; Chordata; Mammalia; Rodentia; Cricetidae. Gene Ontology annotation, molecular function: type I interferon receptor binding; cytokine activity. The record is from RefSeq and is a predicted model, not a curated record. Gene Ontology annotation, cellular component: extracellular region. The coding region runs from base 1 to 576 and encodes 191 amino acids. Gene Ontology annotation, biological process: adaptive immune response; response to exogenous dsRNA; cytokine-mediated signaling pathway. The transcript has a single exon.
AUGGUGCCUGUACUUGCUCUCCUGCUGGGGUUGAUGCUGGACUGCAGCACAGCCUGCUCACUUGACAGAGGCACCUUUUGGAGACUGCGCUGGCAGCGCAUUGAAACUCUAGGCUUCUUAGGAGAGCUGAAAACCACGCCGGUUGUCUGGUGCCUGCAGGACAGAAACGAUUUCAGAUGUCCCUGGAAGAACGCGUCUAUCACCCGUGGGAAGCAGAGAGAAGAAGCCACCUGUUGCCACUCCAAGAUGCUUGGGCAGGUCUUCCACCUUUUCGCCACAGAGGCUAGCAGACGUGCCUGGCCAGAGAGGGCACUCGGUCAACUUCUCACUAGCCUGUUGAGUGGCCUGCACGCGCUGGAGGAUACAGCGGAGCAAAGCCCGGCCUGCCCACCUACUUUUGCCUUGGCCAUCCGCACCUGCUUCUUAGGCAUCUCCAGCUAUCUGGAGGGAAGCGAUACAGCCCUUGCUCCUGGGAGAUUGUCAGAGCAGAAAUGCAAGUGGCCCUUUCUGCAUUGCCUGUGCCUGAAGAGAGAAGCCCCAAGAAGAGAAGAAGUGCCAUGCAGGAAUCCCCACUGA